Acanthosepion pharaonis is the source of this 741-nucleotide messenger RNA. The record is from the annotation of a GenBank genome assembly. Lineage: Eukaryota; Metazoa; Mollusca; Cephalopoda; Sepiida; Sepiidae.
AUGUAUCUCUAUAUCUUAGUCUGUUUCUAUCUAUCUAUCUAUCUAUCUAUCUAUCUAUCUAUCUAUCUAUCUCGAUGUCUUCAUUACUUUUCAUAUCUGUCUAUCUAUCUACUCUGUGAUAGUAAUACUUUCUUUCUUGGCAUUUCUUUUUCUUUUCUCCUAUCUGCCAAAAAACCCAAGUCUCUUUCUUUCUUUCUUUCUUUCUUUCUUGCUGUUUUUUCUUUCUUUCUGUUCUUUCUUUCUUUUUUUCUUUCUUUCUUUCUGUUGUUUCUUUCUUUGAUUUCUGUCUUUUUUAGUCUAUCCAUACCGACAAUAGAUAUUCUCCUUCUUCCUCUUUCUUUCUUUCUUUCUGUUUUCUUUCUUUCUUUCUUUCUUUCCUAUUCCUUUAUCAUUCAUUUGCCUUCUGUUAUUUUUAAUCUACACAAGACUAUCGAGAGUUUUCUUUUCUGUUUUAUCAUUCAUUUGCCUUCUAAACAUCUUUCUUCCCCACUCAUUCUUUCUUUCUUUCUUUCUUUUUCUUUCUUUCUUUCUUUCUUUCUUUCUUUUCUUUCUUUCUUUCUUUCUUUCUUUUCGUUCUUUUCUCUCUUUUCUUUUGUUCUUUUUUUUUUUAGUCUACCCAAACUGUCAACAGUUUUCGUUUCUUUUUUCUCUUCAUUAAAAGAUAUAGCUUCCUCCUUUCUUCUUUCCUUUCGUUUUUGCUUUUCUAUCUAUCUAUCUAUCUAUCUAUCUAUCUAUCUCUGA